AUGAGUAACAAUCAUCCUCAUCAUUCUCCACAGGUGAACACCUCAAAUGUCCAUACAGCAAGCAAUAGUAACCAGCACCAGCACCAUUCGGGCUCAUCUGCCCGUACGCCAAUCACAAACGAGCAAAGUUCAACAACAUCUUCAAAGACAUCUUCCGCCACGACCCCCAAUCUCAUCAAUCCGAUCCAUACUUCCGUUCAGCAACAACAUCACCAUCACCAACAGAAUACACCCAGCCCUGUAAAUUCCAACAUCACAUUUUCCUUUUCUGGAAGUAAGGAGACACCACACAGUCCACAUCCUCAUCAUUCUCAUUUUCAUAAUUUUGCCAAUGUCACAGAAUUGGAUGAGGACGAAGUUGAAAUUCAUACAGCAACUCGCGACGACCAUGAUGAUGAAAAGGUAUUUGGGAAUAAUUCAUCUCCUAAUCAAAUGAAAAUUGAUUCAGACAAUCAUCAACAUCAUCAUCGAAUGACCAGUGAAGUGGAUGAUUAUCAGCAUCCAACUCAUCACCACCAUACUCAUCAUGGAUUUCAAAAUGCAACAACAAACACUCAUGAAGAAGAUGACCACCAUGUGGUGCACUUUCAUUCGGGAAGUGACGACCAUGAAAUUAUCGGAGUUGUCAAUGUAGAUGCCAACGGUUCCUUUUUUCCAAAAGAAGAAGGAUAUCGUCCUCAGCAAGGUCUCUAUAUGCAUGCAGGAAUGACUUCAUCAUCAUCCAUUGACUCUAUUGCAAGUUUUGCCAGUACCACUGAUUUGGAUGCAUUGGCUGUAUUGACCAAUGAAGAAUUGAAGGGUUAUGUUGCUGACCAACUGGUUCCAAUUGGAGAAAGUGAUGCAAUUGUAGAAAGUAUCAGACAUCAUCAUGGCAGGUCCUCAAAUGAAAAAAAGGAAGAUGAAAAAAUCGGAUUAUUAGCCAAAUCAACCAAAAGCGUUUGGGAAUCCGUCAAAGGAUUUACAGAUAAAAUUAUGCAAAAAGAUGCUCCAGUUUUGUUACCAUCUCAAAAGAGAAAGUUAAGAGGAUGGUUUAUGAAAAAGUACAAAAGAGCUCGCAGAAAAGAAAUGGCCAAUAUGCAAGGGGAAGAGGAAGAAGAAGAAGAGGAGCCAGUUCGAGAAAGUUGGACUGACAAAAUUAAACAAUGUUUCCAACAAACUAGAUCUGAGAGUAGAGUUUUGUACACAGAAUUAAGCGAAGAAGACAAGCUUAAAGUUCAAUCAUUAAUUUUGGAUUUAGGAUUUGCAUUGACUUUAUACGGUAUUAGUGCAAACAGAACAGAAUAUCACCUUACUCUUGUUUGUGCAUAUUUUGGAAUUGAUGCUUAUUUUAAUAUUACUCCUGUUGGAAUUUGGUUUUCAUUUGGACAAAAAGUCAGAGAAGCCGAUAACAGAACCUAUUAUGUGAAGGUGGAAACUCAAAUGUUGAAUUUGGACAAAUUGACCAAGUUAGAUACUGUUGCAAGAAAUAUUGCUCGUGGACGAUUGGGGGUAGAUGAAGCUAGAAAAGAAAUUAGAAAUAUUGUAUCAGCCCCAAAUGUCUAUGACCAUCCUGUGGUCAACAUUUUCAUGCAUUUUAUUUGUCCUGGAUUAUUUGGUCUUUUAUGGAGUGGAAACGUUGCGGAAUUACUCACUUGUCUUACUGCUGGAUUGGCCAUUGCUUUGAUACAUUUAUAUUGUCAACGAUUUGCAUUUUUCAGAAAUGUCAACCAAAUUGUGGCCACAAUUACUGCUGGCUUAAUUGGUAUUGCCAUGAAGGCAAUUUUCAUUGACAAAUUUGAAGUUUCUGUUUCACUUAUUUCUCUUGCUGCGACGUGGCAAUUUUUGCCGGGUCAACCGAUGGCUGUAGCCUGUUACGAAAUUGCUACUGGUGCCUUAUUGAGUGGAAUUUGUCGUUUUGUCUUCUCUUUUGUGGUUAUUUUAAAGCUUGGAUUUGGAUUCUUAAUUACCUAUGUGAUUGCAAUUAACAUACCUCAUUUGCGAGACAGUGAAAUCAAUCCACCUUCGAGAGAUCCAAUUCCACUUUGGUUUCGCUUCAUUAUCAUGAUUGGCCUUGCCUUAAAUAUUGUCUUUACAAGAAGAGUUCCCAAACAUGCCUUUUCAAUUAUUUACAUUACUCUAUCGACCGUAUGUGCUCACAUGGUCGCAUUUGUUUUGGCAGAUGUGUUGGAAAAUCUCGAAGCUGGCACCAUUAUUGGAGGAAUUUUGAUUGGUAUUUUAGGAAAUAUUUACACACUCAUCUCAAAGAAACCUUCCAUGAUGGUUGUUGGUAUUGGUGCAUUGUUGUUAGGUCCAGGUUCAAUGUCUUUUAGAGGAAUUGCAGCAUUUGUGUUCAAGGAAACCACCGAAGGACUAAAUUUGUUGUUUGAAAUCUUUUGGGUGGGCAUUGCAUUGUUCUUUGGAUUUACGGUUGCAAAUAUUGUGGUACCCAUUAAGCAAAAUAUCAACUUUUCAAGCUUUGUGGCUACCGAUGCAUCAUCAAGAAAAGUCAAAUCAGGAUUUGCCUUUGAUAUCACACCUGAGAACUUGUGCUUUCUGAGUGGACUCGAUCGAAUUGAAUGGAGUCAAUUUGAAAAAUCGUAUCUUGAUUUAAGAGGUAAACAUGAUUUAUUGAUCUUUACAUUUUACUCGGGAGGAAUACAAUAUUGGAACUCGUCAAACGAUGAUUAUCCCUCCAUCAUGUCUUCAAGCAGAUCUUUUCAUCAGAUUUUGCGGACUGAAAUCGAAGCACGACGAAUCAGUGUGUUGUUUUUGAGAGGAACCAGUGCCAGUGUUCCUUCUCGACUUGGAUUUGUGAACCCUCAUGUCAAUCAUGGUUAUGUCGACUAUGUACAGGGCAAGUUGGAGGUGAAUCUUAACGCAAUCAAAGAGUUGAGUGUAAAAAGCUCCAAUCUAUCAUUAUUCUUACAAGAAAAUGCAAAGUAUUUCAAUGAAGAGUCAAACACUGUUUGUUGUAACCCACCAGAUACAUACAUGUGUGGAAUUGAUGAAAAGUCUUUGGUUGAUGUUCAGAAAUGGAAUGUAUUGAUGAGUUCUGUGGAUCAUCCAAAACAUUUUUCUUUGCUGAUUCACAAAGAAUACAAAGUGAUGUUUACGCCAUGGUAUGGCUUUUCACAUGGAAAACAGUUAGCUCACGAUAUUGUUUUAUAUUUUUGUAGAUAUUUACUCAAUGAUGCAUUUCGAUCUGAAUCCUCAAUGAAAACUCGAUUAUGGAAUCAACUUUCAGAAUUUCCUCAACUUGGAGAUAUUUCUUUCCGAUAUUAUUCAAACAAUCACAGGUUGUUUUGCAAUCUUUUACUUGGGAGUGGAAUUUGA
Naegleria fowleri is the source of this 3312-nucleotide messenger RNA. RefSeq lists its product as uncharacterized. Gene Ontology annotation, biological process: transmembrane transport. NCBI's taxonomy places the organism in Eukaryota, Heterolobosea, Eutetramitea, Acrasida, Naegleriidae. The record is from RefSeq and is a predicted model, not a curated record. Gene Ontology annotation, molecular function: transmembrane transporter activity. The transcript has 4 exons. The coding region runs from base 1 to 3312 and encodes 1103 amino acids.